This is a messenger RNA of Lithohypha guttulata, 564 nucleotides long. RefSeq lists its product as uncharacterized. Bases 1 to 564 code for a protein of 187 amino acids. Lineage: Eukaryota; Fungi; Ascomycota; Eurotiomycetes; Chaetothyriales; Trichomeriaceae. The record is from RefSeq and is a predicted model, not a curated record. The transcript is spliced from 2 exons.
AUGCAGUCGAAUCGAAACCACGAAUCACCAUUGGCGCGAGCUCAGACCCUAAGCAAUCGAGAACGAAGAGAUGCUUUGUUGCAAGGAUUCAGAGAGCGCAUCCAGUAUUUAGGGAGGGUGUCGACCGACCCUGACAUGCGGCGACCGCAUAUGGCUGCACUGGUAUGCCAGUACAUUCCGGCUCUAGAAGACAUUGGAGUGAAACGAGAGGAAAUCAGUGCUCUUGUUCAGAGGCUCGAGUACUAUAGCAUCAACGAUAUCGGCCAGCUUGCCAAGAGAUUUGUCGACGCCUUCUACCUUCUCAAGGACAGACCGUACUUGAUUGAGCAACCCUCGAUUCCUGGCGGCUCUUGGAUUCAGGCCAUUUCCAGGGUGGAGUCCUUACUUCGAAGGACCGUAAGUGACAGCAUCUUGCUGAGGGUGGGUCGAAGCCCCCAAAAUCGACACCAAGAUGAGUUCGAACUGCGGGAGUUUUCAGAAGAUGCGGGUUUACUGCAAGCGAAAGAGCUGAUAGACGAGGAGGAACAGGAUUGGCUGAUGGUGGAGCGGAAGGAGGAAACUUGA